AUGGCUGUGGAGAACUGUACCGUGUUUAUCGACUUCGUAUUUGUAGGACUUUCUGGCAGACAGGACGUACAGCUGGGGCUCUUUGUGCUCUUUCUGCUGGUUUAUGGCAUCACUGUGAUUGCCAACGUGGGGAUGAUCCUGCUGAUCAGCACGGACCCCAGACUCCACACGCCCAUGUACUAUUUCCUGAGCAAUCUGUCUUUCUGCGAUGUCUGCUACUCCUCCACGGUCUCUCCCAAGAUGCUAGUCGAUUUCUUAUCUGAGCGAAAGAGAAUUUCAUAUAAUUUAUGUGCAAUGCAGAUGUAUUCUUUUGGUGCCUUUGCAGAUGUAGAAUGUGUCAUGUUGUCUGUCAUGGCAUAUGACCGCUACGUAGCCAUUUGCAAUCCACUUCUUUAUACAAUUACCAUGUCCAGGAGGGUCUGCACACAGCUGGUGGCCAUUGCCUACAUUGUGGGUUUAGUAGAUUCAGCAAUCCACACCUGUUGCACAUUCCGAUUGUCAUUUUGCAAUUCUAAUAUCAUCAAUCACUUUUUCUGUGACUUCCCACCCUUAUUAGCCCUCUCCUCCUCAGAUACAUCUAUCAAUGAAAUAGUGUUGCUCACUUAUGGUAGCUGUAUUGUAGGGAGCAGCAUUGUCACUGUGCUCCUCUCCUACAGCUACAUCAUAACUACCAUUAUUAGAAUGAAAUCAGCAGAGGGGAGACACAAGGCCUUCUCUACCUGUGCCACCCACUUAACCGCUGUGGCUAUAUUUCAUGGAACACUUCUGUUUAUGUAUUUUCGACCCAGCUCCAGUUACUCCAUGGAUACGGACAAAAUGGCCUCUGUUUUCUACACAGUUGUCAUCCCCAUGUUAAACCCACUGAUCUACAGCUUAAGGAAUAAAGAUGUGAAGGGUGCCCUGAAAAAAUCAAUUAGCACUAACUUAUGUUCUCGGUGA
Messenger RNA from Pteropus alecto (black flying fox), 939 nucleotides. Its product is annotated as olfactory receptor 5W2. The transcript has a single exon. Gene Ontology annotation, molecular function: olfactory receptor activity; odorant binding; G protein-coupled receptor activity. Lineage: Eukaryota; Metazoa; Chordata; Mammalia; Chiroptera; Pteropodidae. Gene Ontology annotation, cellular component: membrane. Gene Ontology annotation, biological process: G protein-coupled receptor signaling pathway; sensory perception of smell. The record is from RefSeq and is a predicted model, not a curated record. Bases 1 to 939 code for a protein of 312 amino acids.